AAAAAGGCUCAUUAAGAUUUCAAUAAUUCCCUCCCUUUCAGAAAUCUUCAGGAAAGAAGUUACAUAUGUCCCACAAAAGAAAUCUCUCGCUCCAAAAAAAGUGAAAGUCUUUUUAUGUAAGAUAAGAUGAGCACACCAUCAUCAAAAUUAAGCUCCCUACUGCAGUACAGAUUUGUGAAGAAGUCGCCUGGAAGUCAGAAUGGGUCUCAGUCAUCCGGCAGUGCCACCCAGUCACCCUCCCAGACAAGCACAGUGCCGCCUAGCACCCCAGACAAGAGGCCAGCAAAUCUGCAAGUUACACCAGAUAGUAAAAGUUCUACUGUACCAGAGACUUCUUCCAUGUCCAGUCCAGACUCACCAAUCUUCAAUACAAGGCCAAAACUGAUUGACAGAAACUGGAAUGCCACACCAGAAAAACCUUCUUCAAGCAGCGUUACGGAGCCAUGGUUGUCAAAACAGAAUGGACAGGUUGUUAAUGGAACGAAUGGCAGACAGAAAGGUGGUAGAACAUAUCCAACAUUUCCUGAUGACAGUGAUGAUGAUGAUGUGGCAAUUAUUGAUGAUUUUGAUGGAAAGAUGGAAAGUCUGCGACAGAUGUUCUCCAUCAAAACAGAUGAGGAGAUAAAAUCAGCUCUCCUAGAUGCCACUGGAGAUGUGGAAAAGGCCAUAGAUAUACUUGUUGCCCCACCAGGUAAAAAGUUCAAAAGAAUAAGACAGGAGAGUCAGGAGAGUACAGCUGAGUCCGACUCGCCGGUACAGCCUCGGAAGAGAAUUCGGAUGAUAUCUAGCGACAGUGGUGAGGAUAGUAAUUCUCAGUCAACUAUUGAACCUGACUCCCAGGGAACUGUGGGAUACAGCCUAGAUACUCAGCGGUCAGAUGCUACAGUUUUAUACGAUGUAGAUGAGGAAGACAACUCUCCAUUGACGGAUGAUCAGAAGAAAAAGAUUAACUUCCUUAAAGACUGUUUUAGCGAUAAAACUGAAAAGGAGCUGCGUCAUGCACUGUCAUCUAAUGACUGGAAUAUAGCUGAUGCUACUGUGACGAUGAGUGCAUCAACCACAUUGAAGGCUGUUUCAUCAGUAAAUAAAGUACGGGCGAAAGCUGCUGCUGGGAUGAAAAAACAAAAUGAUAUCCAGUUGGAGGACGAUGAUGAGGAUGAAGAUUUCAGUGGGGCUGAGUCCGACAGCGAUGAUAGCAUUGAGGAAGAAGGCGAUUCAGGCAAGAAGGUGAUCCUGAGUUUCUUUGAAGAUGCUACACUGGAAGAAUUAAUGGCCACACCAGGCUGCUCUAAAAAGAAAUCAGAGCUGAUUGUCAGUCAUAGACCAUUUGGUACUUGGGAAAACAUGGUAGAGAAGUUUGUGACAGUAAAGGGUUUGACCUAUGACCUGAUCAGUGGUUGCCAAGAAGUGAUCAGGAUUCGGGAGGUAGUUGUGCGACUGAUGAAGCGUUGCGAGGGUAUAUCAAAGACGAUGGAGAAAGUAGUGCAUGAUCUCAUACAUUCUAACACACAGCUUGAUAACAGUGAGCAGAUCACUAAACAGCCAAAACUUCUCAAUCCAGAUUUGCAGCUGAAACCAUUUCAGAUGAUUGGUCUGAACUGGCUAAGGAUUAUGCAUACCCAGGAAAUAAAUGGCAUUCUAGCUGAUGAAAUGGGCUUGGGAAAAACAAUACAGACAAUAUCAUUUUUAGCUCACUUACUGGAAGAGGGAGAAACGGGGCCACAUGUUAUCAUCGUACCAUCAUCUACUAUAGAAAAUUGGAUACGGGAAUGUAAAGUAUGGUGCCCCUCGAUGAAAACUCUGGUAUAUUAUGGAUCUCAGGAAGAAAGACGGGCAACAAGGCAAUAUAUCAUGUAUGCGAAAGAGGAUGAAUAUAAUGUUAUUAUCACAACAUAUAACAUGGCUACUGGGAGUGUUGAAGACAGAGCAUUAUUCAAGAAAUUCUUUUUCCACGUUGCUGUAUUUGACGAGGGUCAUCUACUGAAAAAUAUGUCGUCUCUACGAUACCAGAAUCUCAUGAGAAUUCAGGCAAAUAGAAGAUUGCUGUUGACGGGUACCCCUUUGCAGAACAAUCUACUAGAACUCAUGUCUCUGCUGUGUUUUGUCAUGCCAGAUAUGUUUAUAGGGAAGACAGAACAACUAAAGCGCAUGUUCACCAUGAUCUCAAGAACUAACAAUGAUGAGAAGAGAAGCCGUUACGAGCAGGACAGAAUUGUCCAGGCGAAACAGAUCAUGAAACCAUUUGUACUGAGAAGACUCAAGUCAGAGGUUAUGAGUCAACUGCCCCAAAAAUUAGAUGCCGUUGAAUACUGUGUCAUGACACCAGGCCAACAGGAGGUUUAUGACCGUCUGAUUAAAUCAUUUACAAACCAGUUAUCGGACGAUGAUGACGCACCUGUAAAUAGGUCGGCGAUGUUGAUGCAGCUGAGGAAAGCAGCAAAUCACCCAUUGUUACAUAGAUCUCAUUACACAGAUGACCUUAUCAAGGAAAUGGCGGAAGUUCUUUGUGAGGAACCAAGUCAUAAAGAUCGAGGGGCAUUACCAAAGUUUAUCAUUGAAGAUAUGAAGCCAAUGUCAGAUUUUGAAAUUCACAAGUGUUGUCGUUAUUACAAGAGAUAUUUGGGUGAUUAUAUGUUAGAUGAAGCAUUGAUUGAGGAGUCAGGAAAGUUUAACAUAUUAGACCACAAGCUGGACUUUUACCGUGACCAAGGAGAUAGAGUGUUACUGUUUAGUCAGUUUACCACAAUUUUAGACAUUAUGGAAAUAUUCAUGAAACGGAAAAAAAUCAGAUAUAUACGACUGGAUGGCUCAACUCCUGUACCGGAAAGACAGCGGUUAAUAGACGAGUACAACAAUGAUAAGGGUAUAUUUGUGUUUCUCUUGUCGACCAAAGCUGGUGGUUUGGGGAUCAAUCUUACAUCAGCUAAUGUUGUGAUACUUCAUGAUAUAGACUUUAACCCAUACAAUGAUAAACAGGCAGAGGAUAGGUGUCACAGAGUUGGACAAACAAGAGAAGUACAGAUACUCCGACUGAUCAGUAAAGACACCGUGGAGGAGGCCAUGUUGAAAUGUUCACAAGAAAAACUGAAAUUAGAAAAAGAUGUUAUUAGUACAGACAACCAAGGUGAUGAAUCUGGGAACAGCAAAGAUGUUGCAUCCAUUUUGAAACAAGCAUUAAGUACCAAGAUGAAUAGUUGAUGAUUGCCUAAAGUUAGGCACAUUAAAAUAAGUCACUGCCUACUACAGUUAGGCAAAUUAGUCUUGUAGACUACAGGGUUGCUGAUGUGAAUGUGAUUAAACUAUAUGUGUGAACUUGUCAGAAAAUGUGUAAACUCAUACAGAAAUUGUGUAUUAAGCUGUGGUUAGAAAUAUGCGUAAUGUGCAGUUUUAUGAGGAUCACACGACCCGCUUCACAUAGAAUGUUGGACAUGUUCAGGAAAGGUCAGAAUUGACAAGAAUUUGAAACGAUAUCAGUAACAGGACAAUCCGAUAGAGAAAGAAGAUUUACUUUUUGUCAGUCUUGAUAAAAAUAGAAGCUUAGUGCAGGUAGCUGAGUCUCAUGGUCGGAAAUGUCAUACUCUAAUUUCGUUGGAGAAUAAUUUCAACCAUUCCAUUUGAUAUGUGUUUGUUGAAAGGAUUAUGGCUUUUAUGGCCUGACUGAUCACUAUACUGUGUUGGUUUAUCAUGUAAGACAGUGAGUGGGGAAAUGCUGUGCAAAAGAUUUGUAUAGAAUAAAGAUAUUCCAUGUACAAGGCUGAUGAAAGUAAAAUUACAUCCUGUUAUAAGCAAGUUGUGCGGGAGUUAGUUGUGCCGAGUGUAAGUUGUGCUGAAAUAGUGACACAGGCCAGUUUUCUUGAAUCAGACAUUUCUUUUUCAAAGUUCCAAGUCCAGUAUGAAAAAAAGGUUACUGGAUAUUUCAGGUGAAAUUUCUACUUGGAUUUAGUCUUUCUUUGAAUGUUAAUUAUGGUGGAAGAUACACAAGUGGUCAUAUAGAAUAUGGAAUUGUUAAAAAGAAAGAAGGAAAAUGUCUGUGUAAUCAAAAUCAAGAAUGUCUGUGUUGAAUGUUUUAUAUGAACAAUAUGUACAAAUUUAUGAAUUGUGUAUAAAAGUGAAUUGUGCAAGGAAAUAUGUAUAUUAGACUAAUACCAUGACAUGAGAUUUUGUUGUAUGAACAGCCAGUUGAAUAACCAUGAAUAUAGGGUAUGGGAGAUCAGGGACUUGUUUUGUGGGAAUAAUUAGGUCAUCCUUAGAAAAUUGUUUGUUUGCAGUGUUUGACCAACACACCAAAAUUGCCUCUCUUUGAAAAAGUGACUUGGUACAAAGGUCAAAUAUCUUAUUCUAACUAAUCAGAGGCCUCAUUGCUGUAAUGGUUAAACUGCUGAAAUUUGUCUAACUUCAUUUUUUUUGCUAUCAAAUGUAACUUCAGUUUGUUCAGUCAGUUAUUAAAGAAAGAAAAAAAAAUCACCUACCUUCUUGCCCACAUGUAAAAUUUGGGGCUGGAGAACAACAAAUGAACAAUUGUUUAAGAAUGAUCUUUAAGUCAAGCAAAUUUAAGUUUAUAGCACUGUAUUUUGAAUCCUGCCUUUUUUGUUUUCAAGUAUUUUCUUGGGAUGUUACUGAUGGCAUGUUGCAAUGUGGUAGUAAAUGUACCAGGUUACGUUCUGAAAUAUUUAAAUAGCAUUGGCUGGUUGUUCAGAAUUUUUGUUGAAUCGUAUUUGUAUUCAAUGGCGAUACCUUUAUUGUCUGACAUCUUGUUGCAUGUGAGUGAUGAUUUAUUAUCAGGAACCACAAUAUGAUAGCUUGUAUAAUUUGAUUAUUUAAAAAGAAUUUUGGCAUGUAAUAGCUUAUAUAAUUUGAUUAUUUAAAAAGAAUUUUGGCAUGUAAUAUAAGGCUGGGGAAAAACACUGCUGUAGGUACUUAAUGGUUCUGGGUUAUAUGGCUGGUAGGCAAGUAGAAAUGUCCUGAAAGCUUUAUGAGAAUCCCAAUUACAAUUGAAAUCAAAAUCAUUAUAUUGUGUCCAAAAUAACUGAAAUUUAUGAUGGAAAAUACCGUCAUUAAAAUCUGUUUUAGUUCUUAAAUCCAGUAAAAAUGUGUUGAACUGUUCGCAUCAGUUAUAUUCAGUAGAAGCCUGUCUGUCUCUUAGUAACCCUACUUUGGAUGCUGCGUUAAUACCCAAAAAGAGUGAAGUACUUGAUGUCACCAUGGUAUUUCUACUUGGUUUUAAUCUUCAAUUCACAUUCCACAUACAAUGGACAAACAUUAAUUGGUGCUUUUAUUUAUAUGAAGAUUCUCUGUUUCUUUAAAUAGUGCUACUGAAAUUGGAUGCAUGUUUUAUAAAGUGCUAUUAAAAUUGUCUUGACAAGUACUGUAAAUUGGUAGAAAUUUGCAAAUUCUUGUAGAUAUAAUGUCUUUCAUUCAUACAUGAUCAUUUUUCAUUUUUUCUGUAUUAUUUUUCUGUUAAUAAUUUGUAGAUACUUGGAGAUGAAAAGUGUGUUGUCCGAUGUUUAGUCGACAAUAAAAAUUUUCAGAAUA
Molecule: messenger RNA, 5532 nt
Organism: Mercenaria mercenaria
Lineage: Eukaryota; Metazoa; Mollusca; Bivalvia; Venerida; Veneridae
Product: SWI/SNF-related matrix-associated actin-dependent regulator of chromatin subfamily A containing DEAD/H box 1A-like
Exons: 21
Coding region: 127-3198 (1023 amino acids)
Cellular component (GO): nucleus
Molecular function (GO): ATP binding; DNA binding; ATP-dependent chromatin remodeler activity
Source: RefSeq, a predicted model, not a curated record